ACGUGACCCAGACCUGCCAUACCUGAACCGAGAGUCUGCGACCAGCCCGCGACCACUCAAGUCCGGCGCGACAGACUCUGCAUGGAGGGCAAGGCACUGAUUGGACCCCGCAAGACCCCAUGUAUCGAAAUGUGCGCGGAAACCCACCCAACACCUCGUUCCCCGGCCAGUCCAGCAGGGCGAGGGCCGGCAGGGCGGCGGCCGUGGCCGCUGCCGUAGACGGACCCACUGCCCCGGACGCGGCCUCGGCCUCGGCCUCGGCUUCGACCACGCGGCUCGGCCACGGCCACGGUCACAGCGCUCGCAAGGCCCGCACCGAGCACCGCUGCACCGUCACCGUCAACGAGUCCUUCUCCCGCGACGAGGUCCUGCUCAACCUAGACCUCCUCGACGGCGUCUUCAGGCCCGGCUGCCUCGUCGCCAUCGACGUGCCGCCCGAGAAGCCCGGCCACGCCAGCCUGCGGAAGCUGCCUCACCAGGACCUCGACGGGGAUGACCGCUCGGCCUCGGACGCCGCCUCCAGCGGCGCCGGCGCCGGCGCCGGCAGGCGCUACCUGUUCAUCGCCAAGGACAUGUCCAAGGACCUCAAGACGCGCUACCCCAACGUGGAGCUGUACGUCGCCAAGCACAUCGCCGAGGCCUUCGGCAUGAGGAAGGGCGGCCAGGUGUAUCUGACCCUGGAGGACUCCAACAACCCGUCCAUAGAGGCCUCCCACGUCGAGCUGUCCUUCCGGGACCAGUACCUCUCCCGCUCCGACAUGUGGCGCAUGACGGUGGGCGAGCUGUCCGAGAGGAUCGUGUACCAGGGCCAGGUGAUAUUCUUCCUGGGCGCCGUCAAGGCCCAGGUCACGGCCGUCUUUGUCGAGGGUCGCAAGGUCCAGUCCGCCUUUUUUGGCCGCAACACGCGGCCCAUCUACCGGAGCGAGUCGGCGCGUUACAUCAUCUUCAUCCAGAUGGCUCGUGAGAUGUGGGACUUCGACUCGGACGGCUCGGGCGAGAUCAUGUUCAACAAGGUCGUCAACGGCUUCCUCCCAGCCCUGUUUAAGAAGUGGGCGGGGUUGAAGCUAAGGCAUCUGGUCAGCAUCGUGCUCUUCGCCAGGGUCGAAUACGACACGGGCCUGACGACCGAGUUCAGAGAGACGACCGUGAACGACCCCUACUACAGCGGCACCCAGCCGUCGGGCAGCAAGCGUCCCUACAAGGACUUUUAUCGCGUUGUUGUCAGCGAAAGGACGAGCACAGAGUGGACCAGCAUCUUGUACCAGCUCAAGCGCGAGUUCGGCCUCUUCCGGCGCGACAUCAGUCUCUAUCACCACCAGGCCAUGGGGUCCGUCACGACGUCGCCCGAUGACAUGUUCUCCAUCUCGAGGCAGAUGCCGAGCCAGAUCAAGGCCGAGUCCUCGCUCGCAACCCACGGCAACUUCCUCGAGGCCAUCAACCUGGCCUCCUCCGUCUACGCCCACGACUACAUCGACCGGGACCUGAUGAGGACUGGCAUCUCUGUGGUCGUCAUCAGCCCCGGCUCCGGCGUGUUUGACGUCGAGUACGAGGCGCUGCGCCGCACAACCGAGGCCCUGGUCGGCAACGGCAUCGGCAUCGACCUGAUUUGUGUCCCCAAGAUGCCCUUGCAUUCGGUGCCUCUGUUCCGCUACCGGAACCCCCAGUACGAAGAGCGACGGCGGGCUUCGUCCAAGGCCGGCAAGACCAUGUUCAACGAGGGAAGCACGCCCAAAUAUCACAACAUUCCGAUAGGAAGCUACUCGAGCGCAAAGAGCUCGUUUUCUCCAUCCAAAACGCUGGCUGCGUCGCACCGCGGAGAGCCUCUGUCGCUCUCGCACGCGCCCACCAACGACGAAUGGUGCUUUGCUCUCCCGCAGUGGCUCCACGUGUCGUACUGGACGGGAGCCUCGGACGAGGCGCUGUCCUUCCAGGGAAUCUCCGUGUCGGCCGCCGACACCAGCGGCGGGAGCACUCAGGAGGAGUUCGCCAUCCGCUGCAGAAUGUACGACCUACAGAUGAGGAGCGUUUUGGAGACCAACGAGAUCGAGACGACACCCCUCCACGCCGACCCUUCCUUUCCCAGGAAGCUCAUCCAGCCGCUGCCUCCCUCCAUCUUCCGGCGGGUGGAUAUCGAAGGGGUCACCGUGAUACCCAAUCUGCGGGUUUCCGACGCCUUGUUUGGCCAUGUGUAUGGCUUCCAAAAGUUUGCCCCCGACAAACACGCCAAGCCUGGCGAGAAGAGCGUCUGGCGCCACCUUCAGGAGUAUGAUGAGACCAGGUGCCACCUGCCGAGCUCGAGGCGCCACGGCGGCCUGCGCGUGAGAGAUGCCGAUGACGGCGGCCGCCGCGCGCACGCAACCGAAGAGGACAACUAUCUUGGCGUCUCGGUAACCUCGGAAAGGCGCGUCUCGAUCGGAUCCCAUCAGCAGCCGCACCGCAUGCCGCUACGGAUGGGCCUGGAAAGGCUGUCUCCUGCGGCGCCUGGGCUACUGGCGCCUGCCUCUGACGCCGCGAGCGUGAGCUCCAGGUCGUCCGCCGGCAAGGCGCCCAAGUUUCUGCGCCAGAUCAGCCUCGGCCAACGCGGGUUUGGCAUCGCAGCGCCAAAGGCUGCCUUGGCAGUGCAGGCCGAAAACGUUGCAGCAUCGACGGCGUCUUUGACACAGGGGGUGGCCCGGGGCCCAGUGAGCGCCCGGAGCACGCCAACGAAGCCACCGCAGCCCGCUCCCUCGCCCCAGCUGGCGGCGACGGCCAUCAGGCGGGGCUCGCCAACGCCCGAGAGCGCCACGGGCCACGGGCGUCGGGUGAGAGACGGUGGGAGCCGGCCGAUCCAUAUAAGAAACACGGUGCAGCCGCUGGAUGCCACUCUCAUGGCUGACGCCACCGCCAUCUCAUCCUCCGUCAUCCGGCACGACGCCCCGGGGACCGACCGCGAUCUUCGAUACUCCAACGCGCUGCGGGCCGAGGACGCGCAGAAGGUCGGCAUAUCGAAGCUCCGCGCCGGGGAGCUCCCCGAGAUGCCAGCGACCUUGUCCCCAGCCACGGCCCUGUCCCCUUGGCUGACGAUACUGAAUCCUUCGAACCCGGACGUCAACAAGAUCGACGACGCGAGCCUCUACAGCCGGUGGCAGCACGUCUUCCCGCGGCCGUCCGAGAUGAAGGUCAUGAAGUGGAAGUCGCUCUGCGCCCCCGCUGCGGUGCCCCUCACGACCGAGUACUUCCCCACAAAGGCUCAGUUCGAUUCCGAGUACCAAAGGCAGCCUUACAACGUGUCGCAAGAGCUAGACGACGAGCUGACCGAAGAGCCCAAGUCGCGCGAGGAGUUUCUCAAGGAGCUCGUCAGCCUCCGCUUCUCACAGGGCUUUCAGGUUGUGGUCGGCCAGGCCGUAGCCAAGGCGUUUGGUCAGAAACAGAUGAAGGUGGCAAAUAUCCUGUCGAGAGACCACGCAACCGAAGAUGGAACCAGCAUAUUCAUGUCGGUCGGCAACACGAUCCAUCAACUGUCCUGUGUUAAUGGCACGGAGGUUGAGAUCACCAUCUUCACGCGCAAGCCCGCGUACGUACGACCAUCGGAGAAGGAGCAGGCGGACGUGUACAGUCCUGCCAUCCGCACCAUCCUGGACCCGACCUACGAUACUGCGAGAAUCGACAUCGUCAGCCCCAAGCAAGAGCGCAACUGGAACUACAUCGACUCGUACCUGGCCGGCCACGAGCUGGAAAUGUCGGACACGUUCAGGUUCUGGAGGGCCAGGUUUGUGUUGAUCCCCAUGGCUUCGAGGACGUCGGCCGUGCCGGCCAGCGGGGACAGCGACGAGGAGAUCCGCAUCGAGGGCAUCAGGCGGCUCGGCCAGCUUUGGCUCAAGCACCGGUACAUACCGCCCGCCGAAAGGCGAUUCCAGAACCUCGGGCCGCGGUGGCGCAGGGAGGUCAACCCGCUGGACGUUGUCUACAAGACGGAGGACCCGUCGGUGGUGAUCGCGGCGGAGCUCGAAACGCUGCCGCUGCUCGAGGGCCUCGACGCGGGCCACCGCAGGCCGCAGCUGGUCACGAACAGGAACCAGUUCCGCAAGUCGAACCCGAACCUGGCGGCGCUCGCCGAGGCGAUACAACAGCCGGUCGAUCAGGGGGGCGUCCGGAUGCAGAAUCGCAGGUGGCACUUGCGUCUGCACUACAACUGCUUCAUCGGGUCAGACAUGAUCGACUGGCUGCUGGAUAAUUUCGAAGAUCUCGAGAGCCGUGAGGAAGCCGAGGAGCUGGGCAACAGGCUCAUGGUUUCCGACCAGGACAAGGACAAGGAAAAGGACAAGGAGCCCCGCAAGGAGUCGGGCAUCUUUGUCCAUGUGGAAAAACGCCAUCGGUUCCGCGAUGGACAGUACUUCUACCAGAUCAACAGCGAGUAUGCCAGGCCGCAGCCUCCGGCCUGGUUCAACUCGAGGUGGCGCGAUACGUCGGUGCCAUCAACGCCGAUAUCUGAACGGAUGCCUGGGGACGGCGUCCGGAUGGGUCCUUCGCGGCCGACGUCCAUCAGCCAAGACACCUCCCCUACCUCAGGAGCGACCACGCCAACACAGUUCAUGUACGGGAAGAAGCCGCGCGUGGUUCUGAGCAAGGUGAUGAAGUACGACGUGGAUCACCGCAAGCGAUCAUACCGGCCAGAGCGGAUAGACCUGCACUACGACCGGCUGCACAACCCGGACAACUGCUACCACCUGCGGAUCGACUGGAUGAACGUGACGGCAAAGCUCAUCGAGGACGCGGUCGAGGGCUGGGCGCGGGAGGCGACGUCGUAUGGCCUGCGGCUGGUCGAGGUGCCCAUCGCCGAGGCGUGCUCCAUCAGCGGGGUGAACCCGUUCCGCCGGCCGUACCGCAUCGACCUGGCCGCGCGGCCGCCCGACAAGCAGCCGGCGACGUACUACGACCCGCACUCGUUCGGCCCUCAGGCGCAGCCGGGCCGGCUCGUGUACCAAAAGGCUAUCCUGCGCAGGUUCGACUUUGUGCUCGACAUGGAGUCGGCGUCGAGCUUCCCGGGCAACGUGGACGUGACGUACUCGUGGGGUAAGCCCGACUACAGCUACACGCAGUACAUUCACCGGUCCGGCAUGCUGCUGGCCCAGAUCACGGACGAGGGCGGCUUUCUGGUGCUCGCCAACCGCCUGUACAGCAACCGGGCGCAGGCGGCGCGCGACAGGGAGAUGCGCAAGGAGGAGGACCAGCAGCAGCAGCAGCAGAAGCAGAAAAGGCACCAGCAGCCCAAGCACCAGCACCAGCAGGGCGGGUACGCGGCCGAGUACAGGGCGCUGGCGGCGGACCUCACCCCGGCGGCGUCGCCGACGAUCAGGGCGACGACGACCGCGAUAUCUCCUACAGCGACGGGACAGCAGCAGCAGCAGCAGGGCGGCGAGGUGGCGGGUCUCAACUGGAUGCUUGCGGCUAGUAACAGCGCCGGCGGCACCAACAACAACGUACACGCCAACAACAGCAACAACAACACAAAGGCAGCGGCUAACUCGCCGGCGGGCACCCCGACGUCGGAGCCGGAGCGGAUCAAGGACGAGAUCGAACGCUUCUGCCACGACGCGGCGGCGCUGGCCGCCUUUUACCAGGAGGUCCUCGAGAGGGAGCCGCCGCAGCCGCAGCCGGCGUCGUCGAACCUGGCGCCGUCGGUGGUGUCGACUGCCGGGUCCGGGUCCGGAGGAGGCUGGGCCGGGGUCGGGGUGCCCGACAGCCACAUCCCGACGUUUGGGGGCCUGCCGCCCGGUGUGCUGGCGGCGGCGGGGGUGUCGGAGCUGGGGGCGUCCCUCACGAGCCCGAGGGUGCCCAGCCCGGCGGUGCUCUCGGCUUCGCAGCUGCUGAGGCGCGGGAGCGUGCAGGAGGUGCUGACGGCGUUUAGGUGA
This is a messenger RNA of Gaeumannomyces tritici R3-111a-1, 5891 nucleotides long. Its product is annotated as vacuolar membrane-associated protein IML1. Bases 120 to 5891 code for a protein of 1923 amino acids. NCBI's taxonomy places the organism in Eukaryota, Fungi, Ascomycota, Sordariomycetes, Magnaporthales, Magnaporthaceae. The record is from RefSeq and is a predicted model, not a curated record. Gene Ontology annotation, cellular component: GATOR1 complex. Gene Ontology annotation, biological process: intracellular signal transduction; positive regulation of autophagy; negative regulation of TORC1 signaling. Gene Ontology annotation, molecular function: GTPase activator activity. The transcript has a single exon.